Clonostachys byssicola is the source of this 768-nucleotide messenger RNA. The record is from the annotation of a GenBank genome assembly. Lineage: Eukaryota; Fungi; Ascomycota; Sordariomycetes; Hypocreales; Bionectriaceae.
AUGCAACCAGUCCUGUUUGCCGCGAGCUUCCUGUGGCUUUGCAGCUUUGUUCUAUCGAAGAACAUCUUCAACAAGCCCCCCUCUGGAGGCGUUUCGGGUGAUUACAGCGAAAAUCCCACAUACCAGGAGGGCCAGCAGGUUGAUUUCUUGUGGGAGUCGGAUGUUAAAUACGUCGACAUUGGCAUCUUUCAGAAAUACCCCGUCCCUGCAGACAACAAACACUACAGCGCCUAUGUGGUUCGAAACACUUCCAAAACGAGCUACCGAUGGAACAUGGUCAAGAUUUUGAGAGGCGAGUCGCCUCCUGAGGGCGAGAACUCCAUCUUCUGGCUCAUAAUGUAUGACACCUCGACAGAAAAGUUAAUUACCGACUCUCACUAUUUCAACGUGUCUCGAAUUCGAACGACGGCGACAACGUCAACGACAUCCGAGUCGAGCGCAUCAACAAGUGCUGUUCCCACGGCUACUGCAGAUUCGCAAGCAUCCGGUACUGGGCUUUCGUCUGGAGCCAUCGCCGGGAUAGCGGUUGGAGCAACACUCGCCGGAGUCCUCGUGACUGCUGCAAUUGCUUUCUUCUUCUGGAGACACCUACAAACGGCCAACAGGGGCGCCAACGCUCAUCCGUCUGCGUCUGGUGCAGGUGACAAGCCCAUCAUGGACGGUCAGCAUCAGCGGAUGUCGGUGCCACCUCACUACAAUCAGGUUAAUCAGCAUCCUGGCAUGACGGGCAUCGAGUUGACCACAGACCGUGUGCACGAGGCCCCUUAA